AUAUUAUUAUUGCUAUAGCUGCCAACCUCGCAUCGACUACAGUCAGACGUAACAAACACUGAGUGACACUUAGACAGGCUUAGAUAGAGAUCAAUGCUCGCCUGUUACCGAGUAGCCUCGAGAUGUCCAUGGCAACUCAGAUCGCUCUCGUUCCGAGUCGAUCGCAAGCGAUACACGACAUCGACAUCGGAAGAUACGAGCGGCGAAUCCGGAGUUUCGCAACAAGGUUUUGGUGAUGUUGCAGGAGACUUGCAGCGGAGAAGAAGAAGGGCAGACCAGAAGCGGCGGCAGCAUGGUGCGAGUUUCGUGGAUCAUACGGUGAUUACGGUUCGCGGAGGAAUCGGCGGGUCAGGCGCAGCGGCCUUUGUUCCAGUAAAGUCUACAUCUGUUGGACCACCUUCAGGCGGGAACGGUGGGAUGGGCGGUAACGUUUAUUUCACGACAUCGCCACACGUUACCAGCCUGGUCAGCGUACCUAAACGGAUCCGAGCUGCCAACGGGGCCAAUGGAUCGGGUUCAUAUCGACAUGGACGUAAUGGGGUGGAUACGAUUGUCCAGCUUCCUGUGGGGACCGUGAUCAAGGAGAUGCACCGGGAGACCGAGGAGGAACGGUUGAGGCGGGACGAAUUGGCUCUAGGGUUGGACGAAGAGACGUUAUUGUUGGAACGAAGGGCAAGGCUGUUCGUCAAACACCCGACUGGAGAGAUCAUGGACGAUGAUUACGACGAGGCCGAGAGGACCCUGUUCAAGGAAGGCAGGCUGACCAUGCCUACGAGGGAAGGGAUUUUACCUAAACGACGGCCCGAGACGUACACCCCGCUCGACUUGGAUGUGGAGAAGCCGCUCGAAAAGCCCGUGCUCGUCUCGGCCGGAGGACUGGGGGGACUUGGCAACCCGCACUUUUACAACUCCGCCAGUCCGCAUCGAGCACCGAGAUUAGCUUCGAGAGGACUUGCACCGCCGAUCAUCACGCUCGCCCUCGAGCUCAAAUUGCUGGCCGACGUCGGUUUGGUUGGGUUCCCCAACGCUGGCAAAAGCACCAUCCUACGUGCCUUGACGGGGAGGAGGGCAGAGGUGGCCGGGUACCAAUUUACUACCUUGAACCCCCAGGUCGGAGUUGUCCGGGUCAUGGAUGAUGGGACAUGGCAGGGCGGAUUAGCUGAGGGCGAGGUGGUGGAAGAGACGUGGAAAGAACGACAAGCCGAAGCCGAGGGGAUCGAGUCUGCUCAACCCCGCGUAUCGAGAAUUGAUAAGGGGGUCGAGGUCGUCAGGUUCACCAUGUCUGACAAUCCGGGUCUCUUGCCUCAAGCUUCGGAAAACUACGGCUUAGGUCAUUCAUUCCUGCGAUCGAUCGAAAGGUCAUUGGCGCUCGUCUACGUGUUGGAUCUGACGAGACCGAACCCGGAGCAAGAUCUCAUGGCGCUUCGGCACGAGCUCGAGGCUUACAAACCGGGUUUGUCCAGGAAAGGUCGACUGGUAAUACUGAACAAGGCGGACGAGGUGGACGAAGAACAAGGUAAAGAGAGGAGGGCUGCCGUGGAGACCGCUCUGGAACGGUUGAAGGAGGAGAAAGAGACUUUGGAUCUCGUCACCGUCAGUGGAAAGUACAACUUGGGGUUGAAAAAGGUGGUACAACGACUUGGGCGGUACGUGACCGAGGCGCGAGAGGCGGAAGAACAGGAGGACGAGAGGGACGUACAAGUGCAGAGCUCAGCCGAUGCAGCUACGUCGAAAAGUUUACCCGAGCCUGCAUCACCCGCCGAAUCUGCCUUUGACCCUCUGAACCCGGACGUCGAGGUCUCAUCCGAAGGUAUCCCUCUCAACCCUUCGCCCUUGCCAAACGAGAUCCUCUCCCCGCCUCGGGCGGACCUGUCCUCAGAGACUCUUGCCAGGCUGCACAAGCUUGCAGCGAUCGCUCCACCCGAAAGCGGGUCCGAGGAAGAGACCCGUUUGUUGGAUGGAUUGUCUCAUCUCGUUGGGCUCAUGGAUCAGGUCAAGUCUGUUCAGCUGGACAGCCAUCGCGACAAUGUUGAAGCGAAUGACAAACUCGACAAAGAAGCCAUCAGGGGUUUGCUGACCAGGGGGACUCGGGCAGUACCAGAGGACGUGUUUGACGGAGUAGACCGGGAGCGGACAGCGAGGGAAGAGGUCUCGGGUGAGACGGUAGUCGGGAAGGAUCUGCUCCAAUGGACCUAUCCUCGGCGGUCUUUCUGAUCACGUGAGAUGUUGUAAUCAGAGAUCGCAGACUAUAUCCCAUCACCUUUAUCACCAUAUCUGGAUUGGGCAAGUCAGGCAUGAUCAGGCAAGUCACCGUACCACCGCAUUGCCUUCGGUGAUCGGUGAUCGAGCGCGUCGCUUCCGAUCGAAACGCGUCAUUAAACGCGAACAUCGCGUCAUCGUCAUCAUUCCCCCGUGAUCCCGAUCGAUCGAGGGCACUAGCACUUGCGCACUUGCCCGAUCUCGAUUCCAGCUGGGGCAACCACCCUGCGGACCUUCAGCCGGUUCCGUUGUUUGUCUUGU
Molecule: messenger RNA, 2520 nt
Organism: Filobasidium floriforme
Lineage: Eukaryota; Fungi; Basidiomycota; Tremellomycetes; Filobasidiales; Filobasidiaceae
Exons: 2
Coding region: 94-2214 (706 amino acids)
Cellular component (GO): mitochondrion
Molecular function (GO): GTPase activity; GTP binding
Source: RefSeq, a predicted model, not a curated record